AUGUCGAACGCCAACACGGCUGGCUCGAUCGCCCGGCUCACCCGUGAGCUCAUGAGCGCUCAGAAAGGCACCGACCUUUCUAUCGCAGUCGCUUUCCGAGAAGGCGAUGUUCGCAAUGUCCGUGCCUUGAUCGUUGGUCCUCCAGAGACUCCGUACGAGUUUGGCUUCUUCGAAUUCGACAUGAAGUUUGGCAAGGACUAUCCCAUAAAGUCUCCUACCGUACGCUGUAUUACGACAAAUGGUGGCAAGACUCGUUUCAACCCCAACAUCUAUGCUGAGGGUAAGGUCUGCCUUUCCAUCCUCGGCACAUGGCGUGGACAGCCGGGUGAAGAGUGGAGCAGUGCACAGGGCCUCGAGAGUGUACUACUGAGCAUACAAUCUCUAAUGAGCUCCAACCCAUACGAGAACGAGCCAGGCCACGAGACGGCGAAGAAGGAGGAACCAAACCCGACUGCCUACGUCGCCAAGAUCAGACAUGAGACCCUUCGAAUUUCCGUCAUCCAGCGACUGGAGGCUCUGCUUGGAAUGCAACCGGAAAAGACCUCAGAGCCUGUGCAUAAGAAGCUCAAGCGUACUGUCACUGGGUCAACACCAUUCGAGAAUUCGCCAUCGCCUAGCGGCAGCGUGUCCUCGGCCGAUACCACGACACCAUCGACAGAACCAGCAGCGUACGAGUACGACGCCGAGGCCACUUUCAACGCUCUAGACCUGACCCAAUGGGAUCCAUUUGCAGAUCUCAUGAAACGUCGAUUCCUCUGGUAUUACGACGCAUACUUGCGAAGUAUCAACACCUACGGCGGCGAACAGCGAGACGGCACUGCGUUCAAGAGAAUGGAGUUCGAGUACCCACCGAACAGCAUGGAAGGCCACUUCGACUACAAGGGACUUCGGGCACGAGUUUUGGCCAUACUUGAGAAGCUGGAAGAAGAGAAGAUGGGUUGGGAACAGAAGGGAAUGAAGCAAGUUGAAGACGCCACACAGCUGGCUACUCAACUUGCCUUCCAAUUCAAGCAACUACAAUACAAGUGGAACGAAGGUCAGUACAGUGGCCCUCGACUGGAGUUGAACUUGUCAAAUCCGAAGAAUCCUUUCGUAUGGGAUCUCACACUUCUCGGCGAACCCAUGACCGACCUAGAUGGCGGCAUAUUCAACAUGAAGCUGCACAUCUCGCCCACCUUUCCCGAGACACAACCUCGUGUCACUCUGCAAGUGCCAAUGUUCCACCAUCGAGUGAGCAGCAAUGGCAACCUCUGCUAUUUCCCUGCAAAGCCUGAUGAGAUUUCUUCGCAUCUCGAGGCUGUCGUCGGAGCAAUUGAGGAUAAGAAACCAAACUACGACCCUCGCGCCAUGGUCCAUCCCGAGGCCUUUGAACUCUACUGGGGCGGCGACGACAAGCGCAAGGUCUACAACCGCAAACUGAGACGCAGCGCCCAAGAAAGCAGUGAGUUCAUGUGA
Molecule: messenger RNA, 1455 nt
Organism: Zasmidium cellare ATCC 36951
Lineage: Eukaryota; Fungi; Ascomycota; Dothideomycetes; Mycosphaerellales; Mycosphaerellaceae
Exons: 2
Coding region: 1-1455 (484 amino acids)
Biological process (GO): negative regulation of apoptotic process
Cellular component (GO): nucleus
Molecular function (GO): ubiquitin conjugating enzyme activity; cysteine-type endopeptidase inhibitor activity
Source: RefSeq, a predicted model, not a curated record